Messenger RNA from Cucurbita moschata (crookneck pumpkin), 2046 nucleotides. Its product is annotated as probable pectate lyase 12. Bases 417 to 1859 code for a protein of 480 amino acids. Lineage: Eukaryota; Viridiplantae; Streptophyta; Magnoliopsida; Cucurbitales; Cucurbitaceae. The transcript is spliced from 4 exons. The record is from RefSeq and is a predicted model, not a curated record. Gene Ontology annotation, molecular function: pectate lyase activity.
GAAGAGUAUAUUAUAAAACCUUGAGACGAAGGCAGGAAGAAAUAUUCUAAACAAGACAACAUCAAUCAAAAACUCAAAACCCAAAAUCCAAAGGUUUCUUUCUAAAGUAAAUUGGAUACAACUUUACUCCUCGAGAACCAAAGAUUCUCUCUCUCCCCCCCUCUCUCUCUCUUUCUCUCUCUAACUGAAUCCCAAAAGUCUAUGACAAUGAUUAUACUAGACAGGAGGAGAAUUGAGAAUGCUUUUGAGGGUAACAUGGAAGGAAGAAAACGAAGAAAAACAAAUAAAACACAGUUCUCCACUCAGACAACAAACAAAUACAACUUUAGGGCAAUAUCUAAGCCUGCAGAGAGAGUGAGUGAGUGGGGUGGGAGACUGAGAGAGAGCGAGAGAGAGUUUACCAUUUUUGCUCCAAAAUGUUGACCACAACCUGCAUUGUGCUGCUAGCUUUGCUGCUACCCUCCUGCUGGCCGCUAGGUGCCGCCGCCGCCGCUCUCAACCUCACUCUCCCCGGCCAGCAUCCGAGCCCUGAACUGGUUGCUCAAGAAGUUCACAGGAAAGUGAAUGCUUCCGUAACGAGAAGGCAAUUGCUCCAAAGCUUAGAGAAAGACGAAUCUUCUUCUUGCUACACCGGGAACCCCAUCGACGACUGCUGGAAAUGCGAUCCAAACUGGCCAAACAACCGCCAGCGCCUCGCCGAUUGCGCCAUAGGCUUCGGCCAGUACGCACUCGGCGGCAAGAACGGCGAGUUCUACAUCGUCACAGACGAUUCCGACGACGAUGCAGUCAAUCCAAAGCCCGGAACGUUACGAUACGCCGUGAUACAGCCUCAACCUCUCUGGAUCGUCUUCCCGGCCAACAUGCUCAUUAAACUCAAACAGGAACUCAUCUUCAACAGCUACAAAACCCUAGACGGCCGCGGCGCCAAUGUCCACAUCGUCGGCGGUGGCUGCAUUACAUUGCAGUACAUAAGCAACGUCAUCAUCCACAACAUCCACAUCCACCAUUGUUAUCCAUCGGGUAACACCAUGGUCCGAUCAAGCCCGACGCAUUACGGAUACCGCACGAAAUCGGACGGCGACGGGAUAUCCAUCUUCGGAUCGAAGGACAUAUGGAUUGACCAUUGCUCACUCUCGCAUUGCAAAGAUGGGCUGAUUGACGCGGUGAUGGGCUCCACCGGAAUCACAAUUUCAAACAAUUAUUUCUCACAUCACGAUGAGGUUAUGCUUUUGGGUCACAGCGAUAGCUACUUGCCGGAUUCCGGAAUGCAGGUAACAAUAGCGUUCAACCACUUCGGCGAGAAGCUAGUUCAAAGGAUGCCGCGAUGCCGGCGAGGGUACAUUCACGUUGUCAACAACGACUUCACCCAAUGGGAAAUGUACGCAAUCGGCGGCAGUGGGAGCCCCACCAUCAACAGCCAAGGCAACCGCUACACCGCCCCAUACGACCGCAACGCCAAGGAGGUGACCAAGCGGGUUGAAACAUCGGAGUCCGAGUGGCGGGGUUGGAACUGGCGCUCCGACGGCGACAUCCUCGUUAACGGCGCCUUCUUCGUUACCUCUGGCCAAGGCCUCGAAGUCAAGUACGAGAAGGCCUACAGCGUCGAGCCCAAAUCAGUCGCCCUGAUCGACCAGCUCACUUGGCACGCUGGCCCGCUUGGCGUCGGCGGCAGGGAUAACAAUUUGGGGAUGUGGACCACUGGCCCCAAUGGAGGGGGAGGCUUUGUCAUUGGGUCUGGUCCGGAUUACACUGACGACAUGUCCGAAAGCUUGUCUCGGAUUGGGUCUCCUUAUUUUGUUAUGGUAUUGUCUGUUUUGUUGUGUUCUUUUUGCGCAUUGGCACUCGCAUUUGUGCAAUGACGACAUUGAAGCAUUUGGGGAUGAAAGCUUAUGACAGAACAGACAGCGAGAGUGGUUUUUACAUUCUUUUAAAAGGCACAAAGGCCUAAAAUGUAAAUCCAUUCGUCACCCAUUUCAUGCCAAAACUGACUUGAGUUUAUCUAAUUUGUUUUUGUUAAAUCAGCUAGAGUGGUAUUAGCUUGAAAAA